Formica exsecta is the source of this 1230-nucleotide messenger RNA. Its product is annotated as odorant receptor Or2-like. The transcript is spliced from 5 exons. Gene Ontology annotation, cellular component: plasma membrane. The coding region runs from base 23 to 898 and encodes 291 amino acids. The record is from RefSeq and is a predicted model, not a curated record. Gene Ontology annotation, biological process: sensory perception of smell; detection of chemical stimulus involved in sensory perception of smell. NCBI's taxonomy places the organism in Eukaryota, Metazoa, Arthropoda, Insecta, Hymenoptera, Formicidae. Gene Ontology annotation, molecular function: olfactory receptor activity; odorant binding.
AGCUAUUAUAUGGGUGUUAAACAUGGUCGCCGAGGAUUGGCUGAAACUGAAAAGCGAGCAGGAGCGAGACACGAUGAUCAGGAGAGCGCAGACCGCGCGUAUAAUUAUCACGUGCGGAUACGGCGCGAUGAUGAUAGCCUUUGUCUUAGUCGCCGUUUUGCCUAUUUGCGGGAUUUCGAUGAGAUAUCUGACGAACAUCACCGAUACGGGCAGGUUGCUGCCGUUGCAGACGUAUCACGUUUACGAUGUGAUGAGGAGCCCGCAAUACGAAUUAACGUUCGUCCUUCAGAUAAUUUCUAUGUUUUUCGCCAUCAUGUCCUAUACCGGUAUCGAUAAUUUUCUCGGGCUACUGGUGUUCCAUAUCUGCGGUCAAUUGGAGAUUCUAAGAAAUCGUAUCGAGCAUGUGGACAAAAUCGAUUUUCACAACAUGCUGAGAAGCAACGUGGAAGACCACACACGGUUACUUAGAGCCAUUGCCGUUAUAGAAGAUACAUUUAAUAUAAUGCUUCUUGUACUAUUUUUAUAUUUUGGUAUACUUUUUGCUUGUUACGGAUUCUUGAUAAUGAGCUUAAUAGAGAAAGGUAACGAUAUAUUGAUCAGCCACUUGGUGUACGAAGUAUGCAUUGUUAUCAACACGUUCGGUCACAUGUGCCUUUAUUGCGCCGUAGGAGAAAUUCUAGUAAUUCAGUGCGAUCGAAUCCAUUACGCUGUGUACAAUUACAAAUGGUACAUUCUAGAUCCAAAGAACGCGAGAGGCUUAAUCCUCUUGAUGAUUAAAAGCAGUAAACCAAUCUAUCUCACCGCCGGCAAAGUAUUCCCUAUGACAAUGGCUACAUUUUGUAACCUAAUAAAAACGUCAGCCAGUUAUAUAUCUGUCCUCCUUACAACAAAAAGUUAAUUAAAAAUUUAAAAGUUUAAAAUAGAUUCAAAUUACUUCUGAUGUUAUAUAAUUAGCAAUAGAUGGAUUUUGCAACUAGUAAUAAACAGGUGAAUAUUAAUUUCUACAGAAUAAUUAUAUUUAGACAUACGAUUAAUAAUAUUUAUGUUCAAAUAAAAUAAAUUAUAUACAAAAAAAAAUCUUCUAAGCUUAUAAGAAGAACUGUAGCCAAUAUCUACAUAAGCUGUUUUUUCAAUAUGUAUUAAGAUAUUCCAAUGGGGAAGUAUUACUUAUUUUGUUACAUCUCAAUAUUGAGAAAACAAUUGUAAACUAUUGAUAUAAAGUAUAAAGAG